CGCUAUGACGAGCCCACGAAGAAGUUAGCUGAUGACGUCACCACUGAACCAGGAAGUGUCAACGACAGUAAUCUAACCAAAACAAAUUAAGUCGAGAUCGCAGCUAAAUAAUAAUUGUCAUUUUAUCACCGAGAAACCAAUACGUCUCGACAUGGAUGAAACACUUUUCCAAUUAAAGUUUACCUCCAAGCAACUUGAGAGACUGGCCAAAAAGGCAGAGAAAGAAUCUGAGAAGGAGCAGGCCAAAGUCAAGAAGGCUCUGCAACAGAAAAAUGUGGAAGUUGCCCGAGUGUAUGCAGAGAAUGCAAUCAGGAAAAAGAAUGAAGGUCUGAACUGGCUGCGUAUGGCGUCUCGUGUCGAUGCGGUGGCUUCUAAAGUGCAGACGGCUGUCACCAUGAAAUCAGUGACUAAAAACAUGAGCCAGGUGACCAAGGCCCUGGACAAAGCUCUUCACUCUAUGGACCUCCAAAAGGUCUCUGUUGUCAUGGAUAAGUUUGAAAGCCAAGUCCAGAACCUGGACGUCCACACCUCGGUGAUGGAGGACUCCAUGAGCUCAGCAAUGACGCUGACCACGCCGCAGGAACAGGUGGAUGACUUGAUCCACCAGAUAGCAGAGCAGAACGGUCUGGAGGUGAUGGACCAGCUGGACAAGUUGCCCGCAGGAGCCACCUCAGUGGGUGCAGAGAGUUCCCGCGCCCAGGAGAAGGAAGACCAGCUUUCUAGACGGUUGGCAGCCCUGCGGAACUGAGGCAACAAACAAAACCAGCUUCUGGUGGUGGGAGAACUUUCUGUAUUUGUACUCAACCCUUCCUCACACACACACACACACACACACACACACACACACACACACACACACACACACACACACACACACACACACGCGCGCGCAAGGUCACCUGAGUUUACCUAUAAACCUCAGGUGUAUCCUUCUCUUUCGUUUCUGUAUGUCAUUUAAUACUCCAUAUUGUUCCUUCUUUUUUAUACAAAAGGUUGUGCGCUCGCAACAUCCAAACUUGUUUUUCAACUCCUUUACAACAGUGUGAGUGUCCAAAGCGUGUAGAUGCACUUAAUGAGCUGAGCACGUCAAGGCUGGAAAGGUUUUUCAACGGGUGGAGAGAUGCUCUCCAGCCUUCACUCAAUAAUUCACUUGGUCAGCCAUAACCCAAACUAACACGUUUGUUGCAGAGGUAAAUAAAAACGUGUUAGCCAGGAAAUAGUUGGCAUGUCCACAUAUGUUGCGUUUGGACACCACCCACUGGAGUUACUGCAUGUAAAACUUGAUGAUAAAGGACAAGUUAUUAAUAUUGAUGCUGCACAAUCCUCGCUUAGUACACUCAGUUUUUUUACCAACAUUUACGCCUUCAUCCAUACUCGGAAUGCCUUUUAUUGGGCGACGCUCGCUCUUCUCCUGACAGUGCCUGAAGGAAAAGUGAUGAUGCUAAAACACACGUGAUGAUGCUAAAACACACGUGAUGAUGCGAAAACACACGUGAUGAUGCUAAAACACACGUGAUGAUGCUAACACACACGUGAUGAAGCUAUGUGCUUCUUUCGGACAAAUUCUUAUUCAAAGUGUGUUGUGUGACAUCCAACAGGUCUAGCUUUUAUUUUCUAGAUGUGUAUUGAGCCUAAAUGCUGUCUUUAAGAGCAGCAUAUAUUGAAAGACAUCAAAAGGGUUUACAACACGCACAUUUUUCUUGUUGUUUAAACUACUGAGUCGUUAUUUUUCUGUCACAUUUAAAAGCUUCUUUUCUUCUCUGGAGAAGCCAGGCCUUGACUUUCUUGUGCUUCAUUCAAAGCAAGGGAAGGUUUUUCCCCUGACUUUUUAGGCUGACAUCAGGACUUUGCUGCACUUUUAAUGAUGUUUUGGAAAUAAAACAUGAUCUUCAAACCUCAA
Molecule: messenger RNA, 1900 nt
Organism: Nerophis lumbriciformis (worm pipefish)
Lineage: Eukaryota; Metazoa; Chordata; Actinopteri; Syngnathiformes; Syngnathidae
Gene: chmp1a
Product: charged multivesicular body protein 1A
Biological process (GO): vacuolar transport
Source: RefSeq, a predicted model, not a curated record